UGGGUGCAGCAUAUGGCAUGCAGGUCAGCAGGUGCAGUGCAGCGAAGGGUCGGUGACCCUUCAGUGCCGCUCACCCGUUCUCCCAUUAGGACACCUCGCCGCCCACCUGGCGUUGACUUUUUACGGCCGGUAAAAGGAGUGGGAACCCCGUAAAAAUUAGGUUGAAACGACAAGGCCCAUUUCACACACUGCUAUUUUUAAAAAUAAUUAAUAUAAAAUUGAAUAAUUUAAAUUUGUUGGGAUGGGUAAAGCUACAGCCUGUGUCAUAUUCUAUGGCAUACAACAUAUAUAUGGGAGAGAGAGUGGGUGCUGAGGGAGAGAUUUCAAAGGUUAUGGCAGGAGCAGUGAGAGCUUUUGGGUUGCAGUGAUCUUUUUGGGGGUCUCGAAAGAUAAACAGAGUAAGAUACAGGGAGGGAGGGAGACAGAGAGCAGGCAUUAAUUGGCAGGAAAGAGGAAAGGCUUUCUGCAUCUGAAUCUGAAUCUGCAUCUGAUUCACGGCCUCGUCUUCUUUCGUUUCUUAUCAAAUCCAUGCUUUUUCUCGCCGAGCCAUUUACAUCUCCCUCCUCUGUUCUGUUUGUUUCUUACGGAUCCAAUUCCGUGAACAGUUGCUAGCACUAUUGGGAUUUGUAGAGAGAAAGAGAGAGAAUGGUGGGUGGGUGGAGAAGAGCAUUCUGUACAUCCAUAUCUCGGGAUCGAAAUCAAGAAGCGACUGUGGUGACGGAGAAGAGCCCCAGAUUCGGCACCAAAUUCGGGUUCUUCUCGAACCCUUCCACCCCUCGUUUGCAGACGCUGCCAGUUUCCAGCCCCACACUCCGCUGCCGAACCACUGUCGCCUCCGCCGCCAGCGCGGCCGCCGCUCCUCCGGCACAUUCCGAAAGCUCUAGCCCGAAACUUCAAUGCAAGCUUCCCAAUAAUAACACCGCUGCCACGGCGAAGAGCCCGCGCCUGGUCUCCAAUCCAUCAUCGCCUCGUUCACCUUCUACUUUCUCCCUCCUCAAGUCCACCUUACGACUCUCGAAAAAUAGGUGUGGAAUCUGCUUGCAGAGCGUGAAGACAGGGCAGGGGACUGCUAUUUUCACGGCUGAGUGCUCUCACGCAUUUCACUUCCCCUGCAUAGCUGCACAUGUCACGAAGCACUCCGCCCUGGUCUGCCCCGUCUGCUCAUCUAACUGGAAAGAAGUGCCUCUCCUCGCCGUUCACAAGUACCAAAAUCCUCCGAUCGAUCAACACAAGAAGAGCAGGGAUUCAACUGCCAGAGAUUUGAAGAUCUACGAUGACGAUGAGCCAUUAACGUCGCCGACCUGCGGUGCUCGAUUCAAUCCGAUUCCGGAGUCCGACGAAAACGAUGAGGACUACGGCGGAAAUCAAGAGUUUCAAGGAUUCUUCGUAAAUACCCCUCCGCCGAAGAAGAAUGAAGCAGAUGAGCAGACGAUUGAUGCGAAAAAUGUUGUAGUGAAGUUGUCUCCGGAGGCUGCCGUGGUCUCAGUCGGCCGGAGUUACGAGACCUACGCGGUGGUUCUGAAGGUGAGAGCUCCGCCGGCUCCGGCUACAUCGUCGCUGUUAAAUCCUGCUCGUCGUGCUCCGAUUGAUCUGGUGACUGUGCUCGACGUCAGCGGGAGCAUGACCGGCGCGAAACUCCAGAUGCUGAAGCGCGCCAUGAGACUGGUGAUUUCUUCUCUAUGCUCCAGCGAUCGUCUCUCCAUUGUUGCCUUCUCUGGAAGCUCGAAGAGGUUGUUGCCUCUCAGGAGGAUGACGAUCGCCGGACGCAGGUCGGCGAGGCGCGUCGUCGACGGGCUGGUCACCAGCCAAGGCACCAGUGUCAGCGACGCGCUCAAGAAAGCCGCCAAGGUGCUCGAAGAUCGCCGCGAAAGGAACCCCGUCGCUAGUAUCAUGCUUCUGUCCGACGGUCGCGACGACCGCGCGUCCAACAAUUCUGCCCAUCGCAGCCGUUCAUCAACUGCCGCAUCCUCCACGCGCUUCGCGCACGUGGAGAUCCCCGUCCACGCUUUUGGAUUUGGCGUGAGCGGCGCGUGGGGUCACGAGCCAGCCGAAGACUCCUUCGCUAAAUGCGUCGGAGGCCUAUUGAGCGUCGUGGUUCAAGACAUUCGGGUCCAGCUCGGGUUCGUAUCCGGUUCGGCUCCUGCAGAAAUCGCAGCUAUAUACUCCUGCACGGGUCGCCCAACUGCUUUCGGAACCGGGUCGAUUCGACUUGGCGAUCUAUACGCCGAGGAAGAGAGAGGACUGAUCGUGGAGUUAAAAGUACCCACAUCAGCAAUUGGGGCCCACUACGUUCUCUCCGUACGAUGUUCAUUCAAAGAUCCAUCAUCGCAAGAGCUAAUCUACGGUAAAGAACAAGCUCUCCUCGUGCCGCGACCCCACGCCGUCAGAUCAUCGGCCCCCAACAUCGAACGGCUGAGAAACUUCUUCGUCACCACCCGGGCGGUGGCCGAGUCCCGGCGACUCACCGAGCGCAGCGACUUCACCGGCGCGCACCACCUGCUCUCCUCUGCUCGGGCGCUGUUGCUACAGUCAAGUUCGCCGUCGGCCGACGAUUAUCUGCGGGAGUUGGAGGCGGAGCUGGUGGAGGUGCACAGGCGGCGGCAGCGCCGGGUGCAGAUCCAACGGACGAGAGCCACCGAGAGGGGGAUUUCUGGCGACGAGAAGGCAGAGCCGCUGACGCCGACAUCGGCUUGGCGAGCCGCCGAGAGACUGGCUAAAGUGGCCAUUAUGAGGAAGUCGUUGAACAGAGUGAGCGACUUGCACGGGUUUGAGAACGCCAGAUUUUAAUUUUUAUAUUUUCUGAUGCAAAGAAAAAAAAUAUAUAAAUAACAUGAGAAAAUGUAUAAUUGAAAAAAAAAAAAAAAAAAAAAGGAAACAAAGAGAGGGGGCGAGAGAGAGAAACUCCUGGCGCAUGAUAGCGACAAGCAGGUACAAGACGGCUCGGCCCUUUCUGUGCACAGGAAAGCAACGGAUACUGUUUGGGGGAUUAUGGGCUUUUGGGGACCCCACAGAAAAUUUGAAUGGGCGGAGAGGCUGUGUUUGUCUCUAUUCUUCUCCUACCCUCCCCCAUUUGUUUUUGAAAAAGAAAGAUGAUGGAAUUGUGGAAUGGAGGGAAUAACAAUGAUAAUGGAGGAAGAGGGAAGGUGGGGAAUGGGAAUGGGGAUAUUGGGGGGAGGAGGGAAAUUGUCUUUGUUUCUUCUGUUUAGUUUGUAGAUUUUUCUUCUUUAAAUCUUUUUGUUUGUUGGGUAUGAAUCAGUGAAUGUGAUCAGCAGAAGAAUGUGUAAAUGUAUGUAGCAGAUGAUUGGUUUGGCUUCUCUUCUUAGAAAA
Messenger RNA from Malania oleifera, 3327 nucleotides. RefSeq names its product E3 ubiquitin-protein ligase WAV3. The transcript has 2 exons. Bases 646 to 2787 code for a protein of 713 amino acids. The record is from RefSeq and is a predicted model, not a curated record. Lineage: Eukaryota; Viridiplantae; Streptophyta; Magnoliopsida; Santalales; Ximeniaceae.